AGACAGGCACCAUGGAUACCAGCUGGGGGUGGGGGUGUCACUGAUCUCCCCACUGGGAGUCCCAGGGGGUCCCAGAGACGGACCCGGGGCAGAGCCCAGGAGCCCUCGCCUGGCACUGAGAUGCAGCCACCUCUGGGGUGGGGCAAGCGGGUACCAGCCGCACAGAACACCCCGCGGGGGGCGGGAGAUUGGGACAGGAAGUGAAGGCGACUUGUGGAUCGGUCUCCCCCCCGCGUCUGUCUUCAUCCCUGGUUCAUUCAUAAAUCCAGCCAGCCCCUCCCCCUCGCGCUCCGCCUCCGCCCCCGCCGCCGGGAGGGCGGAUCCAGAGGCGGGGACCCCCCCCCCCAGCUCGGAGCGAUGCGGACCCUGCGCUGGCUGGCGGCCCUGGCAGCUCUGCUCGGGCCGGGGCUGGCCCCGCGGGCCGGGGGGGCGGCAGGCCCGGCUGCGGUUUGCCCACCGCGGAUCCGGCUGAACUGUCUCCUACAGCGGCGUAAGGGCUGCGGCCCCGGGGGGAUCCGGACCUGCGGCCCCUGCAUCCGCCCCUACCGCGAGGACCCCGGUGGGGACUGUGUCCUCGAGACACCGCACAGGAAUGGCGACGGGGCCCAGUCGGACACUAGACCCAGUGACCUGGCCACCCUCAUCCGCUCCCUGGUGGCCAACAAACAGAAGGGAUCCAGGACCCCCGGGACCAAGACCCCUGAGCACGUUGGCUCCACGGGGAUUGACCCCCAGGUUCCUUCGGUCACCGAGACCCUCCCUACGUCUCCCCCUCCCCCUACUGCUCCCCCCACCGCCCUGACGCCCAGCUCCAGCCCCUCCCGGCGGGUGUAAGAUCUGAACUCGGGUCCCCCGACUUCCCGGCUCAAUGAGGCCGUGUCUGUGCUGCUGGUGCUGAUGUGCUCCGUGACCGGGGUCUCGGGGCUGCUGGUGGCUGCCCUCUGCUGGUACAGGUUGCAGCGGGAGGUGCGUCUGGCCCAGAAGUUGGCAUAUACGGCGUGUCGGGGGAAUCAUUAUCGAUACCACCAGCCCGGAAUGUACAUGGACGCCCGGCUGGCCCAGUCCUGCCAGGUGCACCAGUACCAGCGCCAGAAAAAGAUCCUGACCAAUGAGGAGAGCCCCCCAAAGCCCGUCCAGCAGCUGUCGACGGAGUCGGAGACUGAGAACGGGGACUUCACUGUGUACGAAUGUCCCGGACUGGCACCGGGUGGGGAGAUGGAAAUCCACAACCCGCUCUUCAGCACGGCGUCCGCCCGGCAGCGCUGCCCCCUAACCCCGCCCCCCACCAUUCAGCCCCCCUCCCCUGGAGCAGCACCGCGCCCCCUGGUGGAGACAUGGGGGGGCAGGUGGAUCUGCUCAGAUUUUGGCAGCAUCUUCCCCAAGAACCUGCCCCCCCCCAGAACGACUCGGGGCGGGGGGAGGUUAAAGGUGAAGGGUCAUCACUCUGAUUUGGGGACCCCCCCCAGGACCCUCCUCGCUCCCCUGCUCUCUACCCUCCCUGCAGAGCCAUCGGUCCAGAGCAUGGUUCCUUUCAGGGGGCAGGGGCUGUGCUAUGGGGCUGGUCCAUAGGGGGAGGGGUAUUGACUGGGGAGAACUACACAAGGUAGGAACCGUAAGAGGGUCUGAGUGGGUUCAGGAGUUGGGGGGAUUGGAUUUGGGGUGACACCAGGAGAAAAUUGACCAGGGGGCCCAUAUAGAAGGAUACUGACUGAAACUAAACAGUGUGUGUGUGUGGGGGGGGGAAGCUCUUUGGGGCGGACACCAUGGGCCCCUCCCACCCGAAACAGCCCACUCCCAGCAGGCCAAGGAGGGGGCUGGAGGGUACCAUGAGAUCCGGGCUGUAUUGAGGUGACACCAGGAGACAGCCAGGGUGGCCUGUAUAAGGGGCAUAUUGACCGGGGGAACCUAAACAGGGAAGGAACCGGGGUGGUGUCCUGCUGGGGGGGGGGACAUGUAUUGAUGUGACACCCCAGGGCGAUAUUGGGAGGUGUCAUAGACUCAGAGGGGACAGGGACUUAGGGGGACCCAUUUUGAGGUGACACUCUGGGGCUGGGUGAGAUCCCAGCAGAUCCCCCAAGCUACGGACCGGGUCCCUCAGGAUCUCUGCUGGCUCCACCCUGUGGUGCUAGAGAGAUCCCAGCAGAUCCCCCCCCCCCAACAGUAGUUUGGGGAGGAGGCUGAUAUAGGGGGAUACGGACCAGGAACCGCCCCUCCCCCAUACACUCUCCUUCCCCCUACGGCCAAGCGAGAGAGAUUUGGAAGAUCCCGGCCGUGUGCACAACGGCCCCACGGCGUCAUACGUGUGCUGGUGGCCGGGUUCCCUCAUCUGUGAUACCCCUGGGCGUCGGGCUCACACGCGUGUCACAGCCGUGUCAGUCACGUGGCUGCCGGCUCGUCCGGACACAGGGAGCAGGUCUGAGCCCCCCAGCAAGGGCCACUGACACAAACCCGCUCUGGUCCCUACACCGGCUUUACCAGGCUCCUGGGAGAUCAGAGGGAGAUGCCCCCUGCCCCCUGAUACUGCUCCCCUCCCCCCCAGUUUCCCAC
Mauremys reevesii (Reeves's turtle) is the source of this 2547-nucleotide messenger RNA. RefSeq names its product neural proliferation differentiation and control protein 1-like. Lineage: Eukaryota; Metazoa; Chordata; Testudines; Geoemydidae. Gene Ontology annotation, cellular component: membrane. The transcript is spliced from 9 exons. Bases 898 to 1569 code for a protein of 223 amino acids. The record is from RefSeq and is a predicted model, not a curated record.